UAUUUAUCUGAUAUAGUUGGAAUUUUAUAUAAGAGUAGUCCGUAGGGCCGCUGUCCGGGCAAAAUUCCUUCAUAGUAAACUACAAGGCGUAUGUCGGUCUUCAUUAACCCAGAUGGUGCAGAAAGAUACAGAUGGAAACUUUAAUGUGGGCGUGUCUACUACUGGUCUUGUAUCCUGUUAACACCAUCACAUUAAAUUAUGGCCAGGAAAGAAAUAUCCACUUGAAGGAGACGGCAGAGGAUGGAUUGGAAGAUUUGUUCGUAUCCCAUAAUCAACAUAAUUGGACAGUGUGUGGAGACAAUAUGUGCAAGUGUAAUGAAAUAAACCAAGCGUUCUGUUUAAAUCAAGGACAUAAACUGAAUUAUAUUCCAAGAUUUGAACAAAACAUAACGUAUCUCAAUUUUACUGGUAAUUAUUUACCACAUAUAGAUAAUCACACUUUUACUAAUAUUACCAACUUGAAACUGAACUAUCUGCAUUUACAGACAGAUUCACUACAUACCUGCACGCGAAAUGCAUUUAAUGGUCUGAAUUUUUUACGAACAUUAUCAAUUAGAAAUAGUACCAUCUCAAAGACGGGGCUGAUGCAAUGCUUGUCUGGGGUAACGAAAGAUUUACAAACUCUUGAUUUAUCAUAUAUACACUUUCAUCCCCCCUUGAAUCUAGAUCUGGACGAGAGUAUGAACAAUUCAAAGAUCAAAACAAUGUACAUUCGGAAUAUUGAUAUGACAAAAUAUAACCAUAGUAAGUUAUCAACUUUAAAACAUCUGCAGUCUAUAACUAUUCUCAAAUCCUAUAUUAAAACCGUAACAUUUGAUUAUUCGUCUUCAUUAAGGACAUUAAAUUUUUCUUAUAACAAACUUUCAGAAUUUCCAAAAUUUUGUGUACACGAAAAUGCAUAUUUUACAAAUCUUGAGGAAUUGCGUUUAGACCAUAACGACAUAUCCUCUGUGUAUCCAGAACAACUUGCUUGUAUGAAAUCCUUGGCCUCAUUUUCAAUUAAUAAUAACCUUAUUUUUCGUAUAGAAAGCAACACAUUUUCAAACUUGCCAAACCUUAAUGUUGUAUCAAUUGCAUACAAUGGCAAAGUAAAACGUUUGGAUGAAUUUGCUUUUAAUAGUUCAUCCUUAAAGCAACUUUAUAUUUAUGAUGACAACACGUAUUUUGAUAAGAAUCAUAUACACACCAGUUUGAAUGCUUUUAAAUACUGUAGCCAACUGGAAACUUUAAGAGUAUCCUCCAACCACUUCGGGUUUACUACUAAUCCAAUGUUUGAUGAUUUAUUCGGCAACUUGAUUAACGUAAAAUCGUUGUCACUAUCUAACUGUGGGCUAACUUUUCUUCCAAGUUUUAUUCCAAACUAUCUUGAUAAAUUGGAGAUAUUAUGGCUCAACAAUAAUAACAUAAAAGAUCUACCGGAAGGUUAUUUUAAUAAUUUUAAUCAUCUCCAGAUUAUACAAUUAAAAUUUAAUAAAAUAACCACAGUUGAGUCAAAUACAUUUUCACUUCAAUUUCUUCAACAAUUGAAAUACAUUGAUCUUUCUGAGAAUCCGUUUACUUGCUCCUGUGAAUUACUUUGGUUCGUCAAUUUUCUAAAAACAAGCUCCAUUAGAAAUGUUUUUCUUCAUUUUCCAAAGGAAUACAUCUGUGAUUCUCCACCUCUUUUUAAAGGGAAGCAACUCUUACAAGUCCGUCUUUCGGAACGUACAUGCGCAAUAACGAAACAGGUUCGUGUAAUUAUUAUAUCUACAUCGGCAGGAAUUCUUCUCUUACUUUUAACUAUUUCUGCUGUUUACCGUUAUCGAUGGAAUUUGCGAUAUAUAUUGUACAUGGCACGAUUUCAACAUAUUCGCCACCAAAGACUUUUAAACGGUGGCGGAGAUUAUAAAUAUGAUGUCUAUCUUAGUUCCUCUGACACGGACUUUGAUGACGUAAUAUAUGAUGAACUUGUCCCUAGAUUAGAGGAGAACAUGGGUCUGCGACUUUAUAUCCCGCAAAGAGAUGGACAGGGAAAUAAAAUUGAUCAGAUAAUAUCUAAUUUGGAUGCCAGUCGUAAAGUCAUUUUAUUUUUAUCUGAUAAAUAUGUCGAAGACGGUUAUUGUGAAUUUGAAGCUAGUGUUGCCUAUAAUAAAUAUAUCAAUGAAAAGCGUGAUUUAAUGAUCGUAGUUGUAUUAAGGGAAAUUGGUGCCCUGAAUGUAACAAAAACCAUACAUAAAAUACUAUCUGUUGAUAAUUAUAUCAAAUGGGGUUGGGAUGAUGAAAGUGUGGAAUUAUUCUGGUUAAAGAUAACUGCUGCUAUUAAUAAUAUGGAUGACCUUAUUCCUUAAAGGUACACUCCCUGUAAGAAAAGUUAUCAGAAAAUGUUGAAGAUAUAUUGACGACUUUGGUAGUGGCAGUGAACUAUUGAGUUUGCUUUCAAAUAUUCGCACUUUCAACAGCUUUCUGGAAAAGCAUCAAUUAACGACAACGGUCUAGUUACGGAUUACAAGGCACAUUUCUGUAUUUACUAACCAGUUAUAUAUGUGAUAGAAAUCAAACUGCUUUUGUAAAUUACGCUUACUUGUCGACCCUAAUUCGGGUGUUCCCUAGGGCUUUGUAUUGGGCCCAUUCUUAUUUCUUCUGUACAUAAACGAUAUCCAAGAUGACUUGGAAGAUACUGCUAGAUUAUUUGCCAAUGAUACUGCUAUUAUUUGCAUUAAACCCCGCGUAUAUGAAAUAGAAACUUCCUUAAACGCUGAUUUAUUCAAACUGAACUCUUGGUUCAAGGCUUCUGAAACAAAACAUUACAUUUAUUUUUUGGUCAUUAGAUGUAGUUAAUCACAAACUAAUUGGUGUUAUUCUAUCUAAUAUUAGGAAAAUAAUUUACACUUUCUAUCAAUAAAACGUAAAGAUUAUUUACAAAUCUCACAUUUGAGCUAGGCCUAUACUUCAAUUCUCCACACUCCGCAUUAUUUUAUUUAUACAAUUUCUGCUGAUGGGCAUGACCUCUGUAAAUUUUUAAUAACGUUUCUUCUUUGUUGGUCCAAAGUUGUUUUUGUUGAUACAAUAGAAUAAUAUGUUUAAACUAAUAAAUUUAAGCUGAAAGAACAGUAAAAUCGCUGUAUGGGGAUCCUAGAUCAGAAUAAAAUGGGACAUUAACAGCUAACAUCAAAUUCCGUCUGUAUGGUUAAUAGCAAUGUCAAACACAACUGUCGUGUAAUAUCCCUCACUUUUUGUACAUCUAAAUAAAUAUUUAUAUAUUCAUAAUCCAUAAAAUUAUUCUUUGCUUUAGUUAAACAUUACAGUACGUUGUUUUUUACUAUAAUUUUAUUGUAUUAUUUUAAUAAAUAAAAUAUUUGAUGUUGCUUUAUA
Patella vulgata (common limpet) is the source of this 3351-nucleotide messenger RNA. RefSeq names its product toll-like receptor 13. The record is from RefSeq and is a predicted model, not a curated record. Bases 132 to 2327 code for a protein of 731 amino acids. Gene Ontology annotation, molecular function: protein binding; transmembrane signaling receptor activity. Gene Ontology annotation, biological process: immune response; toll-like receptor signaling pathway. The transcript is spliced from 2 exons. Lineage: Eukaryota; Metazoa; Mollusca; Gastropoda; Patellidae. Gene Ontology annotation, cellular component: membrane.